Messenger RNA from Phytophthora infestans T30-4, 2352 nucleotides. RefSeq lists its product as uncharacterized. Gene Ontology annotation, molecular function: protein binding. The record is from RefSeq and is a predicted model, not a curated record. The transcript is spliced from 5 exons. Bases 1 to 2352 code for a protein of 783 amino acids. Lineage: Eukaryota; Oomycota; Peronosporomycetes; Peronosporales; Peronosporaceae.
AUGCAAGAGGAGAAACACGAGAAUCUUCUCCGCCAGACCAUCGCAAAUUGGCCUACGUUUCCCUACGCAUACUGCAAUUUGUCGGUCCUUCUGGCUAAACGGGGUCAAGUAGGUCUGAUGGGUGCCUCGAGCCUUACCGAGGCAUCUCCAAAAUGGCCUUCCAUCUUACCGCUCUCACUCUUCGCUCUCUCUCGCCUCACGAACCUCUACAUCUGGCUGGCUGGCUUCCGGUGUAACACAAGCCCGAACAACAAGCUCUUCCCAGUCGCCAUGAAGCGCUCGUUCCAGCAAGUGUCACCAGUCAAGUCCGACGUCGAUGAAAACGCAUCGACCAUGGGAAGCGAGCCUGUUGCCAGCACUGCGGUAGCCCCCAGUCACGGCACCAACCUCUUCGGACGUGCACGGAAGCGCAGGGUACUGUGUCGUACCAAACCAUCGACUCUCGAGAUGAGUCCGACACUAAACAGUGGAAACCAUCUCGCGUAUUCAUGGACGUCACCGCUUGCUGCUCCUCGGAGAUGUGGCGACUUGGAGGCCAAUUUAAAGGAGGAGGCGUUGCUGCGACUGGUGCUCUCGCUCCUUAACGUACGUGAGCACCAGAUUAUUCGGCAAACCAACCAGUCAUGGCGACGACGUGUGCAGACUCUGGACGUGGAUCGUCUCGACUUGUCAGCUAGAACAUCACCGGUGUGCACUCGUACACUUAAUCGUGCGUGCCGAGGAGUACUGCAGAACUACAGUCGCGUUCGUCGCAUUGAUCUAUCGGGUCAACGUUCCAUUACCGACCGCGACCUGCUCGUAUUGACAUCGAGCUUUUGGGCACACCUGGAAGAGAUCGUUGCGGAUGACUGUCUGGAGAUUUCAGAUUUUGGUUUGCUCGCAGUACUCAAUGCACAGUCGCUUCGGUUGCGCUCGGUAUCCGUGCGUCGAUGCAAACGAGUGACCGGUGAACUGUUCGCAGCUCAAUCCUCGCCAUUGCAGCAGCUCACAGGAGCACACCCAUCUCUGAUCAAUCUUAAUCUGGACGACACAAGUGUGAGUCGAGCUUUCAUUUCACGCAUUGAGGCUCAGUUCCCAACGCUCCAAAGUUUGAGUGCUUUGCACACUCCAGCCCACCGAUCGUUUUUCCAGCAAAACUCGACGUUGAACGCGCUGUUGCACGAACUGCAGUUGUUGGUGAGCAAUGAACUCGUUGACUUGCCGUUGCUACCUGCUCUUCUCGAUGAAUUCAACCGGUGGUGCUGUGGCCGACGUGGACGUGAAGCUGGAGUCUUUGAACGAACUUUGGUUGCCAGUGGGUCUCGUGCGCUGUUAGACGUACCAUUGCUCCUGUCUGGUAGCAUCGAUUCCACUAUUGAAAGCCCCAAUGAAGCGGAAGGCGACAUGGUGCUGAUGUCACCUCUGCUAUACGCUUGUGCUAGCGGAAGAACGCGUCUCCUACCAGUUAUUCUGGCAGCAGGACGCAACGGCACGGCGUUCGAUUUGGAGAAUACAGACGUCGACGGGCACUCGCCCUUGAGUCUUGCAGUCGCAAACGGUUUUACCGAUGCCACACGACUGCUAUUGCGAGCUGGAUGCGACGUCAACACUCGUUCAGUGGGGUUAGCGUCUCCCCUCUACCUGACGAGUGAACAAGGCUGGGAUGUUCUGGUGGACAUGCUUCUUGACGCAAAUGCGCAACGAGACUGUGCUGUUACCGGUGGCGCGACGGCUUUGUGUGCUGCUGCCAAGAACGGCCACCGGUCGACUGUACUGAGGCUUCUUGCAGCUGAGAGACAGGCUGAGGAUGAAGGACAAGUUCGAGGGCGUACGAAUAAGCAGCAGCAAGCUCAGGCUUUGUUCCUGGCCUGCGAAGGCGGCCACUUGUUCGUGGUGUCUGAUCUCCUGCUGCUCACUGAAUUGGACGCCAACGUUCUCAUGGAUGAGAACGUAUCACCGCUCUACUUGGCGUGUCAAAUGGGGUACGAAGCCAUCGUCUCGCUACUACUAGAGCGUGGAGCGGACCCCUGUUUCCGUCGUCCGCAAGGUGGAGUGUCAUGCUUGUACAUCGCAGCUCAGGAGGGACAUGACCAGAUUGUGCGGCUGCUACUUCACGCAGGAGCUGACGCUCACGCCAAGAUGGAAGACAUGUCCACGGCACUGCACAUUGCUGCUCGCAUGGGACGCAAGGCUGUUUCCCGGACGCUGCUUCGCUGCGGGGCUCGUCUAGAUGAUCAGACCCGCUCCGGACUAACAGCGCUGUACAUUGCAAGCGAGGAAGGCCACGUGAAGCUCGUCGAGUUUCUACUAGAGGUCGGCUUUGCUACUCGGCCGUGCAAGUGCCACAGUGACCAAGCACAACGCUACUUCUAA